CUUCACAUGCUACUGUAAUCACAAGGACAAGGUUGCAGUGUAACCGCGCUACUAUUAUAGUUUUUCCAUUAAGUUUGAAUCGCUUCUUAGACUCGCGUCUCCAACCUUCGGUUGCCGCUACCGCCGGUGGCUGUGGCGGCUUUUGAACUUGCGGAAAAGACCAGUCAAGUCCGCACGUGACUGCUGCUCCGAAUCCAGAAAGCUUGAGACUUGAAGUUGCUUGCGUUCCUGACGAACGUACCACAAAGACAGCCUAAGCAAGAGUAGCGUAAACGAAAUACUACGAUUGACUGAAUAACCGGCUUGUCUCACACACGUCGGUGCCAGCCGACUCUGACAAACGAGAUUGUGUAAGGCUGAAUGCGCGGGCAUGAUCACCGACCGCAUGCUGACGGCGCGUUGCUGGUCGUAAAGAGAACAAUGCUCAUAGAGAGAUACGGAUGCAGGAAAUUAUAGCAGACCGAGUCAAGGCUGUCUCAAAGGUGAAGCGUUGAUACAGUUCUUGUGAAUACCCCGAGCGAAGUGCUUAAAUAUAAUAAUACGCAUAUUAGACAGGUGGCAGAAGUUAUUGGAGGACCUGACAUUUAUGCUGGUGCAUAACCUAAGCAAAUCUUGCGUGGCCUAAAAAGACGACACGGUGCUCGUAGGCUUCGUUGGAAGCAAGUAAAUAGAUUAUGCAAGUGCCAAAACGCUGAGCGAAGACAAAGGGGCAUUUGGGACAAUUGUGUUGUGUAUGGUGCCGUUAGUGGAUUUUGACAAAGCAAUCUUAACCAAUUCCGUUCUAGGAUUCAUAGUUAAUGACAUCGUUUAGGACAACUACUACAUCAGACAACGGCGACCCGAUGUGUGAAUCAACGAUUGUUCUACCGCGGCCCAAACGACGGUCAUCUGUCCAAGUGGAAAAAGCUCUUGUUGAGAAGGUAUGUCUAACGAUUCGAAAGCCCAACGAUGACGAAGACGGGUCAUCUAAUACGUCCACAUCGGCGAGGUCGCCAAAAAUUAAAGAAAACGAAAAGCCUGAGGCGGGUCGCCUUCAAAAGCUCAAAGAAUUGCGUACAGCAUUCAGUAUGCUAGACGCUAAUCAUGACGGGCGGGUAUCACUAGAAGAACUGGAAGAUAUGCUGUGCAGAAUGGGAUUCAACAUCCCGCACGAGACGCUCGACUUGCUGCUGCAAGACAAGGCAACGUCACCUGAAGGACAGGUGAGUUUGAACGAAUUUGAAUUUCUUCAGUGGAUCGACGAUAUUCUAUCGAAGGAUGCAGCGCAAUCGGGGGCGGAAGACGUCGAUCAGGACAUAAUUGCGGCAUUCAAGAUAUUUGAUACGGAUGGCGAUGGUUUCAUUACACGGGCAGAGCUUCGAAGAGCAAUGGAUACAAUCGGAGAAAAGCUCACCGAAGAGGAGCUCGACGACAUCCUUCGGCAAACGGAUGCUGAUCGAGAUGGACGCAUCGAUUACCAAGAGUUUGCGGCAGCUCUAAUGUGAAUAUACGUAGGCGUCACAUGCUCGCCCCCAAAAGAUGAAUGUGAUCGCAUCGAUUGACGUCUCUU
Molecule: messenger RNA, 1549 nt
Organism: Varroa destructor (honeybee mite)
Lineage: Eukaryota; Metazoa; Arthropoda; Arachnida; Mesostigmata; Varroidae
Product: calcium-binding protein E63-1-like
Cellular component (GO): myosin II complex
Molecular function (GO): calcium ion binding
Source: RefSeq, a predicted model, not a curated record